Messenger RNA from Haliotis rufescens (red abalone), 3632 nucleotides. RefSeq names its product toll-like receptor 4. Gene Ontology annotation, cellular component: membrane. The coding region runs from base 465 to 3041 and encodes 858 amino acids. Gene Ontology annotation, biological process: immune response; inflammatory response; toll-like receptor signaling pathway. The transcript is spliced from 6 exons. Gene Ontology annotation, molecular function: transmembrane signaling receptor activity; protein binding. The record is from RefSeq and is a predicted model, not a curated record. Lineage: Eukaryota; Metazoa; Mollusca; Gastropoda; Lepetellida; Haliotidae.
CAUUGGCAAAAGUAAGGCUAUGGAUAUGGUGCACAAGAGACGCUGUGUGAAGCAAACACGCUCCUAAACUGCCUCUAUGUGAAAACAACAGGUAUAAACUUCAACAUUGGCAAAACUAAGGCUAUGGAUAUGAUGCACAAGAGACGCUGUGUGAAGCAAACACGCUCCUAAACUGCCUCUAUGUGAAAACAACAGGUAUAAACUUCAACAUUGGCAAAACUAAGGCUAUGGAUAUGAUGCACAAGAGACGCUGUGUGAAGCAAACACGCUCCUAAACUGCCUCUAUGUGAAAACAACAGGUAUAAACUUCAACAUUGGCAAAACUAAGGCUAUGGAUAUGAUGCACAAGAGACGCUGUGUGAAGCAAACACGCUCCUAAACUGCCUCUAUGUGAAAACAACAGGAUAUAUACGGACACUACUUUUGGAACUAGUCCUGUGACGAACAACAUACUUCUGAAGGAAAUGGAGGGACUCCUAGUAUUCACAAUGACAAUGACGAUUUGGUCAGUGAUGAUGCAUAACAUCAGUGAAGACGAAGGAUGCAGAAAGGUAAACGUAACAAUGAGAAGAUGCCCAGUAUUCGACUGCUCACACAGGCAUCUGAAGCCAAUACCACAGUCUCUUCCCAAUGACACCUGUGGACUUCUUCUCCGACGGAACGGGAUAAAAGUGUUACGCUCAGGUUGCCUCAAACGAUACCGAAUGUUAACCCUCUUGGAUUUAUCGCAGAACAAGAUUCGGGAAAUUCAGGAAGGAGCUUUUGACGGAGCUGAUGAGCUACUGACACUGUUUUUACACGACAAUGCUCUGCAUUUUUCAAAUUCUUUUGACAAGAUAUUUAAACCUCUUAGAAAACUAGAAAAACUAAGUCUUCAUAAGAACAAGUUGUUGGACUAUGCUGAUCAAGUGUUAAGCGAACUAAUUUCUUUGCAACAUUUAGAAAUGGAUGGAAUAAAAAACGGAUCCUUUGGCACUGGAUAUUUGAAUCUCUCACUACUCCAUAACCUGACGUUAUCUGGUAUCUCUGGUAGAUGCAACAUUCAAUGGGUAACUAAUGACACUUUCAGGAAUGUAAUAUAUUUACGAAAACUUAACGUUUCAUUUUGCAACAUAACCACAGUUGCAGCGGGUGCACUCACACCCUUGAAGGGCCUAACAACGUUCGACAUAUCUGGAAAUGAUGCCUUAAAACAAGCAGGUCUUGAAAACAUUACAUAUGGCUUAAAGGACUCAUUCAUUCGACGGCUUUUUGUCAAUAACAUAUUGGAUUCCCGAACGACUUGCAACUUGAUUCAAACUAAACACAUAAGGUAUCUUCAAAAUACAUCAUUAUUGGAAAUCCAUGCAAAUGGUAAUGGUCUUUCAGGAUUUGGUGACAAAACGCUUGAAGUAUUGCCAACAUCACUAAAACGUGCUUUCCUGCUAUGUAAUCGUUUUUCCUAUGGCCCUUACGUUCAUGACCUUCAAAAUCUGACUGGGCUCCAAUUGUUGAUAUUGAAUGGUAAACCUGUAAACUAUCACAUAAUUACCUACAGCAGAUUUUCGGCGCAUAGAGCAAUGUACAAGAAUUAUAUGCUUAGCGUAUCCAAUGUGAAUACGAUACAACAAGAAUGUGCUAAUACCUCUGAGAGUGCCCAUCGUCAUGAGGACGGGUUUCUUCAAACCUUGCCCUCAGGAUUUCAACGUUUAAGAACCGGUCAUAUGUGUUUCCUUCCUGUCCCACCAAAUUUGACAAAAGUUGAAUACACAUAUUCCGAACUGUCAUUCUGUAUUUCAGAGAUUCACUUUGGAGAAAAUAACUUAAAUUUGAUCGACUUGUCAAGUAAUGUCCUGACAAUAUGGCAGGGCCCCUUAUAUGGCCUCCACAAAUUAACUCAUUUGAACCUUUCAAACAACAUUGCGAAUUUUGUCUCUAAAUACUUUUUUUCAGAAUUAUACCAACUCACACACCUAGAUAUAUCUUUAAAUUACUUAGAAAAAAGUAUUUCGACGGAUUCCGAAGGAGAAUUGUUUGAAAAUUUAACCAGAUUGCAAUUCCUGAAUUUGAGCCGUAACCAAAUUAGUUUUGUACCAAAGCAAUUGUUUCGAGGACUGCAGUCAUUGAGAAUUUUAGAUCUGUCUCAGAAUAGAAUCAGCAAUCUGUCAUUUACAUGUAGUUCUGUUGUUACUAUGCAGCUUAGUGACCUCUUCUUAAGCCAAAACGAAAUAAGAGUAAUAAACUCUCAUGAUUUGGCAUUAAUUGACAGAAUAGCUACAAAUCACAAGUUUAGCAUAGACCUAUCACAAAAUCCAUUUUCAUGUGUUUGUGAACUGAUUCCCUUCCUUAAUUGGCUUGGUACUACGUCAGUGCAUAAACAUAAUUUUGCCAGUUAUAAUUGUACAUUUAAAGGCUCCAACCUGAACAUAGAAAUGCAUCGAGCUGACAUUGUACACAAAUUAACUGAGACAUGUGGGAAAUAUUUCAGUCUUGUAAUUAGUGUCCUUCUGUUUUUCUUUUUAAGCUUAAUAAUGAUAUUUUCAGCAGUAGUAUAUCGUUAUCGGUGGAAACUUUCUUAUUUGUAUUAUGCAACCAGAUUACGGUUCAAAGCAGAUAAAACCGUUCAACUUGAUUAUGACUAUGAUGCAUUUGUAUCGUUUGCUGAGGAGGACAGAUCUUUUGUUCUUGAGGAAUUAGUGCCAAUGUUGGAGACAGAGAAGGGAUUACAUUUGAACAUUCACUGUAGGGAUUUUCUACCAGGACAUCCUAUUGCCGAGAAUAUCAUUGAUGCCAUUCAGAGAAGCCGGAAGACAGUUCUGGUACUGACCCCGGAGUUCCUGGCGAGCACCUGGUGUAGGUAUGAGCUGCGGAUGGCCAAUAUGGAAAGUGUUACAGUUGAUAGAGAUGUGACGGUGAUUCUUCUGAUAAGACACAUUCCAAAAAGUGACAUUCCACCUGAAAUCCACUACCAUUUACACAAUAACACGUACCUAGAAUACCCGGAUGAUGGACAGACUGACAUAUUCUGGACGACUUUGGCACAUUCGAUCUCAACCACUUGAAGUGCUUUAAGCACACAGUGCAUGCUAAUCACUUACAUUAUAUGGUGCAGCAGUGUCACUCAAUGUACAUGUUAGCGCGUAACACCAUCUGUACCCCUAGUGAUACUGCUACAAUGAAUCUAUCUUGUCGACAUGUUUCAAUCUACCAUUGUAAACAUAUUAAAAUGAUGGAAAAACAGCUGUUCGAUUGAGCUGAGGUUAAGUUUGUCACGUGACUUUCAAUGACUCGUAGUGAAAGAGAUGCAUUGUCCUGCUCAGAAAUCCACGUGCAGUCUGUUUUCUUCGUGGCCUGGUAUAGGGUAUUUAUUCACACGCUCAGAAAACUACGUGCAGUCUAUAUUCUUCGUGGUGGAGUAUGUAGUAUUUAUUCUCCCUCUCAGAAAUCCACAUUCAGUCUGUUUUAGGCAUAAGGUUUUUACUCGCAGCUCAGAAAUAAAUUUCCCUCCCAGCGGGAUACGUUAUCCUAUUUUAUCAAGUUCACGUGAACCAAUCAGAUCUCAACAUUCUAACAUGAGUGUAAGAUAAGGUUAGCUUUUGCAUACCGAAUUUAUCAAGUGUUAUUACUUUACUUCAUUUCAUAUAUAUAUAUAU